UCUUCCGUCUGAUUUGAGAGACAAGCUGCUGUUGUUAUCGCUGAAACGCAGUAUUUUCCAAGACUACACAAAAACGAUGAGUGCAUCCAAACUUCAGGAAAGCGGUGAGGUGAGAAUCGCACACUCUCUACAUACGAAUGAGGAGGAGUUUGUAGCCAGAAGGAGAGAAACUGUUUUUCAAAGCCUGCAGAAACUCAAGAUACACUGCAGCAAGAGUGAAGUGCCAAACAUUGCAUUACUGGGUUCUGGAGGAGGACAAAGAGCCAUGGUGGGUUUGCUGGGAUCUCUGGUUCAGCUUGAUAAAGCGGGUCUUCUGGACUGCAUCCUUUAUCUGAGCGGAGUCUCUGGAUCCACCUGGUGCAUGGCCUCUUUAUACCAAGAACCAAACUGGUCCACCAAACUAGAGACCGUGAAGGACCAAAUCAUCAAGCGACUCACCGGCCCCAAAGUCAGCUGGGGAGACGCAUUUGCCAAACUGAAGAAAUAUUACUAUGAGAAAGAAAUCUUCAGCUUGACUGACGUCUGGGCAGUGAUGGCCGUCACAGAAUAUGUGAAAGAGAUCGACAAAUUCACACUCACAGAUCAGUGGAACCAGCUCAGUAAAGACCCGUUUCCCAUCUACACAGCGAUCGACAAGCACUGCAAAGAGGAGAAGGAGAAGGGAGGAGACACAGAAGACCCCUGGUUUGAGAUCAGUCCACAUGAAGCAGGUUAUUCUCUCACUGGAGCGUUUGUGGGAACAUCCAGCUUCGGCAGCCAGUUUCACAAUGGCUCGAAGAAAAAACCUCAGCCUGAAACGGAUAUGCUGUACCUGCAAGCUCUGUGUGGCAGCGCUUUAGCUGAUCGAGACGAGAUCUUUAAAUUCCUCUGGGAAAAAAUAAAAGAUUUCUUUAAAGAUUUAACACCUCUAAUAGAAUCGGACACGUUUGAGGAAAUGAGGAAAGAUCCAAAAGCUCCACCUGCAUACAAGUGUUACCAGGUGCUCACGGAUCUUGUGGACGUGAAUCUCGCCGUUUUAAAUGGCAAAGAUUAUUUUGCUCUUGAGCAAUCCAUCAGAAAAACCCUGAAAGAGCUCAGUGGAAGCAAAAGUCACCUGAUUUUUCAAGCGGGAAAAACUAACCUUGCUACAAAAUUUGAUGUGAAGAAAUUCACUGAGGGUGUAUGUAAGGAUUUGAGUCGUUUGUUCAGUUCGGAGUCUUUUGAUCUUGUCUUGAGCAUUUGUAUAUGCAUGGCUCAGUGGAUCUGGGGCAGGCAUUAUAACUUCCUCCACAAAAUGACAGAUGAAACCGUGCCUUCUACUCUUCUGAAAAGUGAGAAGAGAGACUAUGAAGACGCCGGACUGUUGCUGAACUCACCCUACUUCUCAGUGCUGAGAGAAGAACGAGACAUUGACCUCAUCAUUUCCCUGGAUUUCAGUGGAGGCGAUCCUUUCAAGACAGUGAAGGAAACUCACAAACUGUGUGAGGAACUAAACAUCCCUUUCCCUGAAGUCAACGUUCCCAGUGAAAAGGCAAAGAAACCGAAGGACUUCUAUGUGUUCAAAGGCAAAAACGCUCCAACCGUGAUUCACAUCCCUCUGUUUAAUGUGGUCAACUGUGGAGAUAAUAUUGAGGCCUGGAGGAGCAAUUAUGGGACCUUUCAAGGUUCUUACAGCGCUGAGAUGAUCACUGAUCUUAUGGACGUCGCUGGAAAAAACAUCUCAAACAACAGAGAGAAACUGCUGGAGCAGAUUCAAGCAGUCACUGAGCAAAAAAGACAACUGAUGACAAUCUGAAUACCAGUGGCACGCAGCACUCUGAAAUUAAGUCCUUACUGUUUGAUUAAUUUUUAAAAAAAAUGUAAAUUCAUGUUCCAGUUACACUUAAUGUCGACACAUUUUUCAGGUUAAAUAAACAUUACUUAUAC
Sinocyclocheilus grahami is the source of this 1905-nucleotide messenger RNA. RefSeq names its product cytosolic phospholipase A2 gamma-like. NCBI's taxonomy places the organism in Eukaryota, Metazoa, Chordata, Actinopteri, Cypriniformes, Cyprinidae. The coding region runs from base 77 to 1774 and encodes 565 amino acids. The transcript is spliced from 15 exons. Gene Ontology annotation, cellular component: cytosol; nucleoplasm; nuclear envelope. Gene Ontology annotation, biological process: glycerophospholipid catabolic process. Gene Ontology annotation, molecular function: calcium ion binding; calcium-dependent phospholipid binding. The record is from RefSeq and is a predicted model, not a curated record.